Medioppia subpectinata is the source of this 381-nucleotide messenger RNA. Lineage: Eukaryota; Metazoa; Arthropoda; Arachnida; Sarcoptiformes; Oppiidae. The record is from the annotation of a GenBank genome assembly.
AUGAUUGCUGGUUAUGAUCAUAAUCAGAUAUUCCAACAAGGUCAAGCGUUGCAUUUUGGCCAUCACCUAGCUCAUCAAUGUAGGGAGAAAAUUCGCCAUGAUGUUGUCAGGUGUAUGCGGGAGAGUGGCCAGCAGUACAACGAGGAUAAUCGGCGGGAAAUGUGUUGUUACAUAUGGACAGCACAGGAUUGCGCCAAACGGGAGGCAAAGGCAAAGUGUACGUCAGUAGAGAAAAGAGCUCUCGAGGAGAAUGUAUGGAAAAAUGUUCAUCAAUACAAUGAAAAUGAUUGCGAACAAUACCACUAUCACGCCAUCACAUGUUCCGGGGCCCAUGCACUCGAUAUCCUAUACAAUAGGCCAUAUUCUAAAUUACAGUUAUAA